CCUCCGCUCUCCUCCGCUCGCUGUUAGGGAGGCUCUGCGCCUCAGUCGCUGCCUCCGUGGCUGCUCCCGCCCCAUCUUCCGCGUCUCCGCCGCCGCCACGGCCGGGGGCAUCCGGGGGUCGCCUACCGGGCUGGCCCCGAGCCACAGUCGUCGCCUCAGCCUCCCGCCAGUGGCCGCCACAGGAAGAGGCUCGCCGGUCGCGGAGUCACUUGGGGCCUCAGUUUUCGCCCUCUUGCAGUCGCCGCGGGUCCUGGAGAAGCGGCCGCGGCCGGGGAACGGGGCGUCGCGGUUCCAAGGAUUAACUGCUGAAGUACUGAUCGAGUUCUGCGUUUCUUCAAUGAGGAACUAUAGGCUGAUCUUCUGCCAUAAUCUCAAACAGCCAUAAAUGACAAAAGAAUGCUUGCUCAGUGAGGGUAGCUGGUGCAGAAACCAUUUUUUAAACUUAGGUGUUUAAGUACUCAAAGAAAAGACAGCUUUGAUUUCUGGCUGCAAAAAAGAUAUGAGGAAGAGCUCCUCCCCUUCCUUGAGUAACUGCAACUCCGUUCUUGCUAACAAAAUAUUUGGAAUUCCACUUGAUGAGCUGCAGCAGGGAGGACAUCCAGACAAUGAGGUUCCGUUCAUAGUCCGCCAUGUAGUGGACUAUAUUGAGGAACAUGGAGGUCUGGAGCAACAAGGACUUUUUCAAGUCAAUGGAAAUGCUGAGACAGUGGAGUGGCUUCGGCAGAGAUACGACAGUGGAGAAGAGGUGGAUUUGGUUAAGGAAGCAGAUGUUCCCUCAGCUAUUAGUCUUCUUAGGUUUUUCCUUCAAGAACUUCCUGAACCUGUUAUCCCUGGCAGUUUGCAUAUUCACUUGAUGCAACUUUCUCAAGAUUAUAAUAAUGAAGAUGAGUUUGGAAGAAAGUUGAGGUUCCUCUUGCAACAGCUUCCACCUGUUAAUUACAGUUUGUUAAAGUUCCUGUGUAGAUUUUUAGCCAAUGUAGCAUCACACCAUGAAGAAAUCUGGUCAGCAAACUCUUUGGCUGCUGUCUUUGGUCCAGAUGUCUUCCAUAUUUACACAGAUGUGGAAGAUCUGAAAGAACAAGAAAUAGUAAGCAGGAUAAUGGCUGGACUUCUGGAAAAUUACUAUGAGUUUUUUGAGAAUGAAGAGGAAGAUUUUUCAUCUAAUGAUUUGAGUUCAAUUACUGAACAGAUACAUGCCCAAGCGUGGGACUGCUGGAUCACAUGCGACUCUAUUAGUUUUAAGGCAGGUAGCAGCGUUCUCCACAAGCUGGAGUCUGGAGAGCAGGCAUUUCACGAGGUCCUAGAGAAGGGAAUUACAGCAGUCAAAGAAGGAAGAGAUGUUAAUGAACUUUCUGAGGAAGAAGAAGAAGAUGAAAAGCUGGAACAUAUAGAAGAACUUCCAGAAGAGGGUGCAGGAAAAUCAGAUGACAUGCCAGAGGUGGUACAGUUAAGGAUGACUGAAAACAUCCUGGAACCAAAUAGUGUUACAGCAUCAACAAGUGCCCAUACAUCACCCAUCAGCAUCUUACCAGCCUCUGCAGACAUUUUAGAAAGAACAAUUAGAGCAGCUGUGGAACAGCACCUUUUUGAUCUGCAGAGCAGCAUAGAUCAUGAUCUUAAGAACUUACAGCAGCAAAGUCUCGUGUGUAAUAAUGAAGCAGGAAGUGUUAAUUGUGAUGGGGAAGGAUCUAAUAACCAGGUUGAUAUUGCUGAUGGUAUUAUUAAUGCCAGUGAACAUAAAAGAGACUGUUCAGAACCUGUGGCUAGCACUAAUUUAGACAAUGAAGCUAUGCAGCAAGAUUUUGUAUUUGAGGAUGAAGAAAAUAACCAGUGUGUAGGUAUAUUGUUAGAGCCAUGCAGUGACCAUGGUGAUGGUGAAGAUGACUGUCUUGAGAGGAAUGAAUAUUUGUCACUUGACAGUGAUAAAUUGUCACACUUGAUUCUGGAUUCUAGUAGCAAGAUAUGUGAUUUGAAUGCCAACACUGAAUCAGAAGUGCCAGGAAGUCAAAGUGUUGGUGUUCAAGGGGAAGCAGCAUGUGUCCAAAUUCCACUUUUAGAUCUGAAGAAUGUUUCUGAUGGUGAUAAAUGGGAAGCGUCAUGCCCUAUCACUUUUCCCCUCAUUGAUUUCAAAACAAUGCAUCUGCAGAGAGAUGGGGAGGAGCCAUUUCCUGCUUUUAAGUCUUGGCAGGAAGACUCUGAGUCUGGAGAAGCUCAGCUGUCUCCACAAGCUGGAAGAAUGAAUCAUCACCCUCUGGAAGAAGACUGUCCUCCAGUGUUAUCACAUCGAAGUUUAGAUUUUGGGCAAAGCCAGCGUUUCCUACAUGAUCCAGAAAUGUCCUCAUCUAAAGCACUUUCUUUUGCUAGGAUUCGAAGAUCAUCCUUUAGUUCAAAAGAUGAAAAAAGAGAGGACAGAACACCAUAUCAAUUAGUCAAGAAACUUCAGAAAAAAAUCAGACAAUUUGAGGAACAAUUUGAAAGGGAAAGAAAUGGCAAGCCCUCCUACAGUGAUAUAGCAGCCAAUCCAAAGGUAUUAAAAUGGAUGACAGAGCUCACCAAACUUCGAAAGCAAAUUAAAGAUGCAAAACACAAAACCUCUGAUGGAGAAUUUGUACCUCAGACACGUCCACGUAGUAACACUCUUCCAAAAAGCUUUGGCUCUUCUCUAGACCAUGAAGAUGAAGAGAAUGAAGAUGACUCCAAGGUCAUUCACAAGGAGAAGAAGCCAUCUAAGGAAGCAACACUUGAACUUAUUCUGAAAAGACUCAAAGAAAAACGUGUCGAGAGGUGUCUUCCAGAAGAUAUCAAAAAAAUGACAAAAGAUCAUCUGGUAGAAGAGAAAACUUCUCUCCAGAAAAGUCUUCUUUAUUAUGAAAGUCAACAUGGAAGGCCGGUGACCAGGGAAGAAAGGCAUAUUGUUAAACCUCUCUAUGAUAGAUACAGACUUGUAAAACAGAUGCUGACAAGAGCUAGCAUCACUCCUGUCCUUGGAUCUCCAUCCACCAAGCGAAGAGGUCAGAUGUUACAGCCAAUCAUAGAGGGAGAAACUGCACAUUUUUUUGAAGAAAUCAAGGAAGAAGAAGAAGAUGGUGUUUGUCUGUCCUCUGAGUUAAGUGAUAUCUUGAAAACUGCUGUACAGGCACAGUCAUUGGAAAACUCAGAAUCUGAUGUUGAAGAAAAUCAGGAAAAACUGGCUCUAGAUCUCCGAUUGUCAAGUACUCGAGCAGCUUCUAUGCCCGAAUUGCUGGAACAACUUUGGAAAGCCAGGGCUGAAAAAAAGAAACUACGUAAAACAUUACGGGACUUUGAAGAAGCAUUUUAUCAACAAAAUGGAAGGAAUGCUCAGAAAGAGGAUCGUGUUCCAGUGCUUGAGGAGUACAGGGAGUACAAGAAAAUUAAAGCCAAGCUUAGGCUUCUUGAAGUUCUUAUCAGCAAACAAGAUUCUUCAAAAUCCAUAUAAAAUAUGGUCCUUGAAAACAUCAUAAAAUCAGUUGUAUUCCCUGAAGCUAUCAUCGUGUGUACUUGGCUGGUACUUAAGUUCAUUCUGUCAGGCACUCAAGAGAGUUUCAUUUUAUACUUGCUGGUGGUGCCACUAGAGAAAUGAUGGGAGGGUAAGUAGACCUUAUCUAGGGAGUGCGAUGUUCCAUAUUAACCACAGACUGUCCUCUCUACCUUUAGCAAACAUCCACUUUUCUUCAUUGUUUUGUACUGCAGAUACAUCGUGUUAUUAAAAGACUAAUAUUUUAUCUUUUCAACUUUAAGAACUUUGAAGAUAGAAGCUUUUUGUUAUUACCAACUUUAUUGUUUUGUUUCUCAUUACUCAAGAAAAUUGAGAGGAAAAUCUUCACAUUGAAUUCUUCUUCGGUUGCCUUUUUCUUACAGAAUGACUGAAAAUUUGAAAGAAAAGCCUAUAAAUGUGCACAUAUGCAACUAUGUUCUAUGUUUUCUUAAAAAACCAAAAUCAACUGAAAUUUCAAGUCCUACAAUGGAACAUAUUUCUGUUAAAUGCCCAAAGUGACGCUUUCUCAUCCAUAUUAUGUUAGCAGAAUUUUGCAGUUCAGUGGUCACACAGCUCCUGGAUGAAGAUAACAAUGGCUAGACCAAAAAGUGACCUUGCUUAUUAGUGUAGUGAAAAUACACACCACACAUCACACACAGAACUGAAUUAUAUCACAUGCUGCCUUUGGGACUUAAGUUACUCUUUGUUUCCUCAGUUGCAGUUUAUCAGUUGGUGAUGAUGUGAUUUGUCUGGAUUAGAUCCUGCGUUUUUUCCCCCUACCCACCUCCAGAUAAUGUGAGAAAAUAGCCAUGUCAGCAUGUAGGAACUGAUGGUGCUCAGAUUUGUGUUGUUCAAUCAAAUGGGCUUAAAUUGGCAAAAGAAUCAUUAUGCCUGAAGUGAAUCCAUUCUUAACAAGGGCUAUACCACUGCAUUUUUUCUUGUACCUUUGGGGGGGUGCAUCUUUUUUUCUUUUUCUUUUUUAAUUAGCAAAAUCCAUAAAGAAAACAUCCUCUAAAGGGAUUUGCUCAGUCACAUGCUAUUUAAAGCACCUGGCUAUGUGAUUAUUGUGGUAUGCCCCUUGUCAUACACUCUAAGCAUAUCUUUUUUUCUUUGGGUUUGCAUGGCUUUUCUUCAGGUUCUUUCCUGAUAUAAUUCUGCUAAUUAAUUUCACAGAAUAGUGACUUUAUUUGUGCUAACAAUGUAAUAGUCAUUAACAGCAUAUUCUGAUCAGGCUUGAUCUACUUGUUAAUUUUUUUCCUGGUGCUUUUUUGGAUUGAUGUGUGUCUCACUUUGUGCCCAUGUUUUGCAUGCAGUGACUCAUGCAUGGUUUUCUUAACUAGCUAAUAUUCAUAAUUUGUUUCAUACAAAAACAGACUUUUGCAACAUCCUUUAAUAAGGUGAGGGAAGCAUGAACCUCAGACUUCUGGCACUAUUACAUAGCACAUGAAGUAGCUUGAUAACAAGUAGCAUUUCUAGUACUUCACAUUUCACCUGUGUGUGCAAUGCCUUUUUUGGGGGGAGGGAACAUUCCUUGGUAGUGAACACGUUGGGGAAUAAAGCACUAAAUCCAGCCCUUUUCAUGUGGUUUCCUUUUGAUACAGAUUGGUUAUUCGUAAUGUACACCUAGAAUCGUGAAAUUGAAAAUACCAGAAGAUGUUAUCACUUUCAUUUUGAAUUCAUCAUGCAGUGUGCAUUUAGUUAAUGUCUUUUAGUCUCCAGACAGGAGUAUAUCCAAACAUCUUAUUUAAUGUGCACUGUGUAUUGUUUUAUAUGAAUGUUUUAUUUUAUAUACCACAUGCAAAAAUGUCCAUAUGCACUAUUUAAAUGUUUUAAAUAAUAUAUUCCUUCUUUAUAAUGCUAAAUCUAUAUUAGUACCAUAUUUUUAUAAGUCAUUCGCCUGACUGGUUUCAUUUUAGAAUUAACAGCUGCUUCAUGAUGUUGGUUAUUCACUGUUAAUGUUUGGCUGUGAGUAGAAUAGAUAAAAAGUAGCAUAGCAGCACGCAUGCUAUGUGACAGUAUUGUGUGUCAUAGUUCAGCAGUAAGUGGUAGAAUUAGACAGUGUGUGAUAAUUUUACUUUGGUACAAGUAAAAACUGUAUAUCUAUAUACAAGCAAUAUAUAGAUAUAUAUGACUGUAAGUAUCAUUGCAUUGCUGUGUCUGGCACCUCAUUGUAUAGACUUUUGUAAUAAAAGAACUUCAGUGUUCUAAGUC
Messenger RNA from Capra hircus (goat), 5707 nucleotides. RefSeq names its product family with sequence similarity 13 member B (gene FAM13B). Bases 500 to 3457 code for a protein of 985 amino acids. NCBI's taxonomy places the organism in Eukaryota, Metazoa, Chordata, Mammalia, Artiodactyla, Bovidae. The record is from RefSeq and is a predicted model, not a curated record. The transcript has 26 exons. Gene Ontology annotation, biological process: signal transduction.